CGAGGAGACGCUUACAUGCUGAUGCUCCGGGCCGCCGCGGCGCACGCGCGGGCGUCAUGGGCUGAGGGAAGGAGGCUGGCACCAGCCCUUGGCUCCCUUGGCUCUCUCACAUCUUCUCCCUCUCCCUCCUUCUCUCCUGCUCGCGCCGCCUGGCAGCGUCGCAGCUACACCGCAGAGGAGAGCCAGGUGUCCAUUCCGCCUGUCUUCACCAGAGAGGAAUUCCGCCAGCAGAAGCAUAUGAUCUUUGAAUCGGAUGCCCCCACCAUUUUUCAAUACCUGAUGGAAAGAUUCAAAAGAAAAUUGUAUCCUAGCAGGGGCGAGAUGCAUCAAUACAUCAAGGCAUGCGAAACUCAAGAAGAUUUGAACAGGACCUUCUAUCUGUACGGUCUUUUGCGCGUGAAGUACACGGAUCUUCACGUUGAAUCAGGGGGAUUGUUGAUGGAAGCUUGCAUCAGGAAGGAGCAUCUAGAUGCUGCUCUCAGGUUGUUAUUUUCGCACAGAGUCUAUCGUCUGGGCCUGCCCAAGACUGCAUGCGUACAUUUGGUGGCUGCGCUGGGCAAAGCUGGGCGGUACGAGGAGAUGGUUGCGGCAGCGCUGUUCUGCUACCACGUGAAGAUGAAUAUGGCAGACAAGAGGACCUUUAACGCAGUGAUCUACUCCUUGUGUGCUGGUGAAAAACUCUCGGAGGCCAUUGCCAUGAUGAAGAAGAUGCAGGACCUCGAGCAAGUCUACGACAAGUUUCAGUUCCGCAUUAUUCUCACGGAGUGCAACCGUCAGAUGGCUGCCGGAGAUGAAAAGGCUUCUGCUGCAGCUGAGAUCCGCCAGCAAGUGGCUGCCUUGCUCAAGGAAGUCAAGAUAGAUGACCCCCGGUGCCAGGAACUCCUGUCUGAGGAAUUCCAGGUGAGUGCGGCGAAUGCAGAUGCAUCUGAGCAGGCACCAGAAGAAGGCGACAAGAAGUAGAGCUCAUUGAAUUGUUCUUCAAUCUUUGAUAUCAUAUUGCUACACCCGAACUUGCC
This is a messenger RNA of Guillardia theta CCMP2712, 1016 nucleotides long. RefSeq lists its product as hypothetical. Bases 16 to 960 code for a protein of 314 amino acids. The record is from RefSeq and is a predicted model, not a curated record. The transcript has a single exon. Gene Ontology annotation, molecular function: protein binding. NCBI's taxonomy places the organism in Eukaryota, Cryptophyceae, Pyrenomonadales, Geminigeraceae.